Bicyclus anynana (squinting bush brown) is the source of this 3229-nucleotide messenger RNA. Its product is annotated as juvenile hormone esterase. The transcript has 4 exons. Bases 541 to 2151 code for a protein of 536 amino acids. The record is from RefSeq and is a predicted model, not a curated record. Lineage: Eukaryota; Metazoa; Arthropoda; Insecta; Lepidoptera; Nymphalidae.
UUUUUACUGUUGUACCUAUCCAUUUCUUUUGUUUAAAAUCUCUCCCACUGCCAAGGGUCACUGGCAGAGAUCUCUUAUAGAGAUAAGUGUUUCCUUGUCCACUGUUUUUCUUUUUACUUUUGUGUGUUACUAAUAUUAGUACAAAAUAAAUAAAAAAAUAAAGUUUGGAUAAGUUGGUAAGUACUAGGUAGGUAGUUAAUAUUAAUGGUAAACUCCUUGGCCACCUUAAUGAUAUACCUAAUUCCGAUUAGAAUAAUGAAAUGUAAUAAUUUAUGAGAUGUAAAUACUACCUAAUAAAUGUCUCCUUAAUUGAAAAAAAAGGAAUUGUACUUACAAUAAGGAGGCAAGGGAAAUCGUUUAAUGUAAAUAGCAUUAGUCAGCAUAUUUUAUUGAUCAUAAGAUAAAUACGUCUACAUGCGUACAUAUUUUGAUGAGAUUUUCCGAUAAUAUGAUAGUGAUAGUUAAGUACCUACGUAUUAUCUACAAUUUAAUGAAGAAUAUGUAAUUUUUGACUUAUUGUGCAUCGAUAAAGGCAAUAAGAUGGUAGUGUUACUUCUAUUUCUUUCCGCCCUUAGCUUUUACAAUGUCCAGGGAAACGUAGGCCCUUUGGUGCAGACGAACCAGGGUCUUAUUCGUGGACUGCAAGCCGAUGAUGGAGACUAUUCUAUGUUUUUGGGAAUACCGUUUGGAAAAGUUCAAGAGGAUAAUCCAUUUGGACCUGCCCUUCCGCAUCCUAAGUUCGAACAAGUCUUCAACGCGUACGACGACUCCGCAAUUUGUCCUCAAAGGGAAGAAUUUAAUAGAACGAUUACGGGAACACUCGAUUGCCUUCAUUUACAUAUUUAUGUACCAAACAAAGCUUCUCCCAAAAACAAAGUCCCCGUUUUAGCCUGGAUUUACGGUGGAGGUUUCAAUGUUGGAUUUGCGGGAAGAUUCCUUUACGGACCUCAAUUUUUAGUCAGACACGAUAUAAUUUUAGUCUCCAUAAACUACAGACUUGGUCCUUAUGGGUUUAUGUGUCUAGACACACCUGAAGUUCCAGGAAACCAGGGAUUGAAAGAUCAAUUGUUAGCGUUACGAUGGAUUAAGGAUAAUAUUGAUGCGUUUGGAGGUGACGUUAAUAAAAUUACUAUAAUGGGAGAAAGCGCUGGCAGUGUCUCAGUUGAAUUACACCUUAUGUCGGAGCAGGAAAAAUUGUUUAACCAAAUUAUAAUGCAAAGCACCUCCGCUUUGAGUCCAUUAGCUGAACCCUUUUCUGAUAAAACGGCGCCUCUUAAAAUCGCUGAAAAAUUGGGCUAUAAAACAACAGAUUUAUCUGAUGCAUUGAAAUUUUUAGCAAAAAUAGAUCCAAAAGCUAUUAUAGCAGCAUCUAUUGAUUUAUCGCUGUUGUUUGUAACGUGUGUGGAAAAAAGAUUUGAUGGCGUAGAAAGCUUAAUUUCAGUACAUCCGUUACAUGCCGAUAUACCAAAAGCGAAAAACACGAAAGUUUUAGCAGGUUUUAAUAAUAAAGAGCAAUUGGUUCAAGCAGCAACGAGAUCGGCGGAUGCCUUUAAAAAUUUAAAUAUUUUUCAACUUUUGGCAAUGGGUUUUAAUGUUGACGAAGAUUUUCAGGUAAUGGAAGAUAUUGUUCGCCGUUUUUACAUAGGUGACGAAGAAGUGACGGAAUUAUUACGGUGGAAGAUAAUGGAAUUUGAAUCGGAUUGGUUUUUUAACUACCCGAUGCAGUGGGCUGUAACAAACUACCUCGAAAAGGGGGUUCAAGAGGUUUACCAAUACAUGUUCUCAUAUAGUGGAGGAAGGAAUUUCUUUAAAAACAGAAACAAUGUGACUGAAGUUGGCGCGGCCCAUGCUGACGAACUUGGUUAUUUAUUUGAUCUGUCAUUCUACAAGUCGCAUUCCGAUGAAGAUCAAAGAAUGAUUGAUCAGAUCACCACACUUUGGGCAAAUUUCGUUAAAUACGGAGAUCCAACACCGGAGACAUCAGAUCUGAUCCCAGUGAAAUGGCCCCCAGUCACCAAAGAUGUCUACUCUUACAUGGACAUAGACUCUGAACUUUCAGUCAAGAGGCGAGCCUAUCACGACAGGCUUAGUUUUAUGCAACUAUUCUAUAAAACUAACUGGAAUAGACUAAAAGGAAAUAGUCAGAAUUAGGAGAAAGUAUCGCAAAUAUUAUUAAAAUUCUCUUCUUCUAACUAAAUAUUAAAACUUUUAUUUUGACAUGUUUUCACAUUCAAUGAAAAAAAUCAAAGAAGCUAAUUCAUCAGUUUUGGAAAUUUUUAAUACAACCCUAUGAAUGGGAGGGGUUAGACCAAUAGUCCACCACGCUGGAUGCGGAUUGGCAGACUUCACAUACGCAAAUUAAGAAAAUUCUCUGGUAUGCAGGUUUCCUCGCAAUGUUUUUCCUUAACCGUUUGAGACACGUGAUAUUUAAUUUCUUAAAAUGCACACAUCUGAAAAGUUGGAGGUGCAUGCCCCGGAACGGAUUCGAACCCACACCCUCCGGAAUUGGAGGCAGAGGUCAUAUCUAUAUAUCACAUCACAUAUUGUCUAUACAUAUACAAGUAUAUUUUAAAAUAAUAUUGAAACUAACUACUUAAAUUGACUACAUAAACCUAUUGUAUUAACUACUUAUAUAUUAAAAAAGAUUUUUUUGGAAGUUGAUUAAAAUUGUUUUUGUUCAAUGUAUCAUAAUCCGUGUACCUUAUGAUUAUGAAGGUAUUGAUGGAUUACGUAAGUAUUUUUUGUUCAAUGUAUCAUAAUCCGUGUACCUUAUGAUUAUGAAGGUAUUGAUGGAUUACGUAAGUAUUAUAAAUAAAACCUUUGUUAUUGGUGAGAGAGAUUAAUUUAUUUUAUUUACUUAAAAUACUAAAGUUUUAAGUUUUACAGAUUUUGAAGAAACUGCUAUUAGACUAUUACCAUUUAUGGAAUCACAUCUGCUCGUGAUAUUCAACAAUACAUAAGUAUCACAAUACAUAAUAUCAUUAAAUAAAAUUAUCCAUAUUCUAUAUGACAUGCAGUAUUAAGUCAUUAUAAAUUAUAAAUAAAUAAAUAAAAUCGAAAAUUCACUUUACAUAAAAAAGUUGAUUGCACACUACCGCAAGACCAUUAGGAAGAAAUAUUUUGUAAUCCACAGCUCUUGUGGGCUCAUUGCAGUGUGCAACUUAACACCAUACGUAGGUAACUUUAGAGAAAUUUUAAAACUACAUGUACAAUAUGAAAAUAGCUUCAA